GCGCAGUUCGCAGGUAUGCGCCAAGAACAGGAAGCGAACAGUUAGGGACUCGCCGCAGAUGCUGCCUCCGCUCGCCUCCUUCGUGUUUCUGUGAACGAUUCUGGUCGAUUUCGACUCAUUUGAGUGUCUGAAACGGAAACAGGAGAGUCAACUCUCGAGAAAGCCGCUUUUUGAGGUCAACUAGCUAUAUUAUUUGAGGCGCCUCGGCCGUGUGAUCGGGGAGUUUUGAGUGCGAGGCAAAGGGCGUGUUUGAAUCUCAAGUGUUGGGAGAGACCGACCGACCGACUGCCUCCUCCUCCUCCUCCUCCUCCUCCUCCUCGGAUGCUAGCUCGGUAGCUCUCGCAUGUCGUUGCACGACGCCUAGUUAAAGUUGUGUUGUAGUAGUCUGCGUUUUUUUUGCCCCCUUAUUUAUUCGGAGGUCAGGUUGAAAGAAGAUGGGAUGUACACUGAGCACGGACGACAAGGCGGCGCAGGAGCGGAGCAAGAUGAUCGACAGGAAUCUGCGGGACGACGGAGAAAAGGCAGCCCGGGAGGUCAAGCUGCUGCUGCUCGGUGCUGGAGAGUCUGGGAAAAGUACAAUUGUUAAACAGAUGAAGAUCAUCCACGAAGCGGGUUACUCAGAGGAAGAGUGUAAGCAGUACAAGGCCGUGGUCUACAGCAACACCAUCCAGUCCAUUAUCGCCAUCAUCAGAGCCAUGGGACGCCUCAAGAUCGACUUUGCGGAUGCGGCCAGAGCGGAUGAUGCGCGGCAGCUGUUCGUCCUGGCUGGUUCAGCAGAAGAAGGCUUCAUGACAGGCGAGCUCGCCGGGGUCAUCCAGCGGCUGUGGAAAGACGGAGGAGUUCAGGCCUGUUUCAGCCGCUCCCGAGAGUACCAGCUCAAUGACUCUGCUGCAUACUACCUGAAUGACUUGGACAGGAUAUCCCACGGUGCUUAUGUGCCCACCCAGCAGGAUGUGCUGAGGACCAGAGUCAAAACUACUGGUAUUGUGGAAACACACUUCACUUUCAAGGACCUGCACUUCAAGAUGUUUGAUGUAGGCGGUCAGAGAUCAGAGAGGAAGAAGUGGAUCCAUUGUUUUGAGGGAGUCACAGCCAUCAUCUUCUGCGUGGCUCUGAGUGACUAUGAUCUGGUCCUGGCUGAGGACGAGGAGAUGAAUCGAAUGCACGAGAGCAUGAAGCUGUUUGACUCCAUCUGCAACAACAAGUGGUUCACAGACACCUCCAUCAUCCUCUUCCUCAACAAGAAAGACCUGUUUGAGGAAAAGAUCAAAAAGAGCCCUCUCACAAUCUGCUACCCAGAAUAUGCAGGCUCCAACACCUACGAGGAGGCAGCAGCUUACAUUCAGUGCCAGUUUGAGGACCUGAACAAGAGAAAGGACACCAAGGAGAUCUACACCCACUUCACCUGUGCCACCGACACCAAGAACGUGCAGUUUGUGUUCGACGCCGUCACCGAUGUCAUCAUCAAGAACAACCUGAAGGACUGCGGCCUUUUCUAAAGGCAGCACGGUGGCCGGCUUACCAAGUGACUUUGUUCAAGGGGACUCUGACUGGAGGGAACUUCAUGGACCCUGCUGAGAAUGUCACUUUUAACCUCUUAACUUAUGUUCAUCUCUAAAAGUUUUAAAGACGGUGUGUAGAAAAAACAUUUUGUGUAAAGUAUUUGUACAACUGUCUAUGGCCGGGGAUUUUUCACAGUUUUUAAAAUGUGCUUGUUUUACCUUUAUGAUUAUUUUAAAUUUUAUAUAAAAGGGGGGGGGGCCUUGACUUUUUUUUUCCCUUUUUGUCCAUGAAUGAACACUUUUUGUCUCUUGUUUUGUAGGUGCCUUGCAUGCCUUAGUUGCAGUGUUUCUUUUUGUUGAAUUAGAUGUUAGUUCAUGUAGAUGUUACUCCCCCCAACUCCACCCCAGAGUCCAUAUUAUCUUAUUUUUCUUUCAGAUUAUUUCAUCGUUUUUGUUUUUUUGCCUCCUUGGACAAACCAAGUUAAGACCAAGUCACUCUGUAGACCAAUUCACUCUGACUCUGACAUACUGUGAGAGCUGCGUGUAAACCUUUUCGGAUGUGUGGUUUGCAUGUGUGUUGUGAGUGGGAGCUUUUGUUUUGACUGAGGCCAAAAGCCUGUGUGUGUGUGAGUGUGUGUGUGUGUGUGUGAGUGUGAGUGUAAGUGAAUGUGUGCACAAUGUAAAACAAAGGGACUUUAUUCCUCUAUUUGUCAUCCUCUUUCAAAGUUUUAUUUUUCUAAACGACCAAAAAGAAGCUACUCUCUCUAAUUAUGAGUGCAUGUUGUUAGUGCGCCGCGACAAACUGUAACAUUCCCGAUUGAAUCAUGAUGUAAAGAGAAGCUUUGAAAAGAGGAUGCCAAUGGCGGCCUUGUAGCAGACAGUAGGACCAUACGUAGAUCUGUGUUCAGUGCAUAGACAGACAGACAAGACAGGUUGUGGAGUACAAGUGCACUGUUAUUGAGCUGUGAUGGUUUCAAGUUACAUAUCCCCCCCAAGACCCCUAACCCUCUGUUUCCAUGGGACGGGCACAUUAGUGAACUAAUCGCCAUGAUUUUGCUAAUAAAAGAGCUGCUGUGGUGAAACCAUGGCAGCUUAUGCAAUAAACA
Larimichthys crocea (large yellow croaker) is the source of this 2608-nucleotide messenger RNA. Its product is annotated as guanine nucleotide-binding protein G(i) subunit alpha-1. Gene Ontology annotation, cellular component: cytoplasm; heterotrimeric G-protein complex. Bases 435 to 1499 code for a protein of 354 amino acids. The transcript has 9 exons. Gene Ontology annotation, molecular function: GTP binding; G protein-coupled serotonin receptor binding; GTPase activity. NCBI's taxonomy places the organism in Eukaryota, Metazoa, Chordata, Actinopteri, Sciaenidae. Gene Ontology annotation, biological process: adenylate cyclase-modulating G protein-coupled receptor signaling pathway. The record is from RefSeq and is a predicted model, not a curated record.